UGAGCUAAACAGACCGGCAGUUUGAGAGCAGCCACCAAGCAUGUGAGGUGUCCUGGAUGCGUGUCAUCAUGAGGACUCGUGCUGCCAUGCUAAUUGGCGCCCUUCUCUGCCUGCUGCCGCUCGUGUCGGCCGUCGAGGACAGCGCAGAGAAUGCAGACAACCAAGAGAGAGGAUGGGCGGGCACCCUCUGCUCACCGCCAGAGAUGGCCCUCGACGGCAACUCGGUCAUCUCUUCCACCACCGAUUACUCCAAGGUCGUCGAGGUCAUGUUCCACGGCGCCAUCGGGCCUUCGGGGGAGCGGAGGCUGUGCAGGAUCCAGUGCCUCCAUGGAGAGUGGGUCGGCCCAAUGUGUCAAAUAAACGUUGCAAAAGCACCGGGCGGCGACAUUUACGGACCUCUCUUGCGAAGCUGUCAUUUCGGCGCUCUUCCGCCUCAGCUGCUGGUGAUGUACAAGAAUGUCAGCAUUGUGGCGGACACGAGGGUGCCGUUUCCGGACGGCACGCAGGUGAUGGUUCGGUGUCGUGAGCUCGGCGUCUACAAGCUGCUCGGGGAGUCAACCCUGACGUGCCAGGGUGGCGUGUGGAACCACCAGGUGCCCAACUGCAUCCCCACUACGCUGCUAACCAACUUCACAGAUGACGCUCCUCCCACAAUUCUUGUGCGAGUGCCUGCUGGUUCCGCUUCCGUUGAGCCUGACGGCGAGCUGGCCGUGUUUCCGGGCAGCAUCAUCCACCUGGAGUGCGUCUUCGCACGCAAGCUGGGCAACCCUGAGUGGAGCUGGUCGUCGGCCUUCAGACAGUACCUGACAGGUUGGGCGAUAGCGCCGGAGGAGCGAGAUUGGAAGUAUCGCCUCUCCAUUUAUUACAGUAAGCCGCAGGAUUCAGGUGUGUUCACUUGCACGACGCCCCACGGACUCACAAACAGCGUCACAAUCAAUGUUGUGGCUGUUCACUGCGCGCCCUUGGAGGUUGAUGACCCGCACGUGACCGCAAGGGUCGAAGGCAGCAGACUGGGCCAUACAGCGGUGUUCCAGUGUCCCAUGGGCUUCGUCCUGAACGGCACCGCUAAUCUCACUUGCCACGCGACAGGAAAGUGGUCCGGAACGCCACCACAGUGCAACCCAGUGCGGUGUCCGCGGCUUCGGGACAUUGGCGACCCGCACCUGGAGCUGAUCGAACAGAACACGACGUACCUAGGCCGUGCGUACUACCGCUGUCGGUGGGGCUACCGACUGACGGGGCCGCCGGGGCUCGAGUGCGGCAGCGACGGCAAGUGGAUCGGUGAGGUGCCGCGCUGCCAGCCGGUGCACUGUCCGCCACCCAAGCCGCCAUUCAACGGUCGCAUCCUCGAGGCCGGCGGCAGAGCACUCUCGGACGGCAGGUAUGCCGUCGGUAGCGCUGUCCAGUUCGGCUGCUCAGAUUCGCACCAGCUGGUCGGUGAGCCCACCAUUGUCUGCACUGAGAACGGAUUUUGGUCGCACAAAGCGCCACUUUGCAAGCCGCGGUGUCCAUAUCCAGGCGACCCGGAGAACGGCCGCAUAGCGCCGCUCAAGUUUUAUUACGAGCCCGGGGACCACGUCAAAGUGACGUGCAAUCCGGGCUUCGUGAUUCGCGAGCGCACCGCAACUUCGAGGCCGAGUUGUCGGCAAGACGGCUCAUGGUCGGAGGAAAUCCCCAGCUGUGUCGACUACACUCAGGUCUGAGUGAGCGAGCACGGAUUUUUGCACUUUUCCGCCGCAAGCACAAGUGAACCGCGACGGCAACUUGCGAGUGGAAUUGACGUUUAAUUGUGUCAUAAUGACUUCCUUGGCUGGGAACGAGUGUGUUGUGUACGCCAAAUGCAAGAGUUACAGCCCGCGUGGUUUUUAGUUAUUUGUAAUAUAUUUGUGAUGCUUUUAUUGGGAACGUGUGAGUUCUGCGAGUUCUGCGUGUGCAUGUGUACCUACUUUUGUAAAACGAUAAGCGUAGUGGCGCCACCUGAUCGCAUUCAUGUAAUCAACACUCGUGUGUUAUUUGAUACUUAAUGGGGCUAAUAUGUGAACCCUAGAUUAAAUGUUUAUGUAACAUCAGAAGGGCUGUGAAAUUUUAAAUCUGACCGGUCGCAUCUGGUAAAACCGUUUCAGUUGAAUAAUGUGUCUUAAAAUUUAAUCCCCGAAAAUUUAAAGAAAAAUACAAUUUUUACUGAAAGGGUGAAAUUAGUAAGAUCAUUAGGUGCACGAGUAUAUCCCAACCGUAAAAAGACGAUGUAGUGACAUGUACGUAUCCGACAAAAUUCACAGUCCUUCUCAGAUAGCUGUAGCCUAUAUGAGAAAAUGAUUAUUGCACAAGAUAUUUUUUUCUUAAAUGAUGGAAAAUUCAAGUGUAUUUGACUGCGAUGUAAGUAAUUUAAUCAUCAGGUGGCGCCUUGCUUGGAUCAAAUAUUCGUAGCAUUAUAUAUUAGAGUGCUGGACCGCGAUCUUGAAUGAUCUCAAAACCCGAAAAAUGUACGUAGAUCUCAUAUUUGAAAUAAAAUGGUAAUUACUGCGGCUAGAGUAUCAUUUGCCUGUUGCAAUAGUGUACAUACAAACAAUAAAAAUGACGGAAUGUAAA
Molecule: messenger RNA, 2589 nt
Organism: Cloeon dipterum
Lineage: Eukaryota; Metazoa; Arthropoda; Insecta; Ephemeroptera; Baetidae
Product: locomotion-related protein Hikaru genki-like
Exons: 9
Coding region: 57-1703 (548 amino acids)
Source: RefSeq, a predicted model, not a curated record